Molecule: messenger RNA, 2463 nt
Organism: Dermatophagoides pteronyssinus (European house dust mite)
Lineage: Eukaryota; Metazoa; Arthropoda; Arachnida; Sarcoptiformes; Pyroglyphidae
Product: acetyl-coenzyme A synthetase-like
Molecular function (GO): AMP binding; acetyl-CoA synthetase activity
Source: RefSeq, a predicted model, not a curated record
AAACAGAUUAUAAUAAUAAUUAAUAAUUAAUAAUGGACAGCAAUAAUAAUACAUCAAUCACCAAUAACAGCAAUAUUCAAUUAAGUCCAACAAAACAACGACAAAUGGCCAAUACAAAUGGUAAUAUGAAUGGUGUUGGUAAUUUGAUAAAUGAUGAUGAUAUAAAAAUAUUAGAUCGUAUUAGUUGUGAUGGACAACAAUUUGAACAAACUAUUCGUCGUCAAGCACAUUUAAAAUCAAUUGAUGAAUAUUAUCAACUUUAUGAACAAUCAAUAAAAUUACCGGGUGAAUUUUGGAAAAAUGUUGCACGUGAUUUUUAUUGGACAACACCAUUACCUGAAAAUAAUGAUAAAAUUCUUGAUUAUAAUUUUGAUAUUAAUUCUGGUUCGAUUAAAAUCGAAUUUUUAAAAGAUGUACGAACAAAUAUUACUUAUAAUCUAUUGGAUCGUAUUAUUAAUCGUGGAUUUGGUGAUCGUAUUGCAUAUUAUUGGGAAGGUAAUGAAUUAAAUGAACGACAACAGGUUACAUAUUUGGAAUUACGUUCAAAAGUUUGCCGUAUGGCUAAUGCAUUAAAACGUAUGGGUAUUGGUAUUGGUGAUCGUGUUGCUAUUUAUUUACCGGUUACAAUUGAAUUAGUUGUAGCAAUGUUAGCAUGUGCUCGUAUCGGUGCUAUUCAUACUAUUGUGUUUGCUGGUUUCAGUGCACAUUCACUUGCUGAACGUAUGUGUAGUGCAAGGGUUAAAAUUUUAAUUACAGCUGAUGCAUCAUUUCGUGGUGAUAAAUUUCUUCAUUAUCAACCAAUUAUUGAUGAAGCAAUUAGUAAUUGUAUUGAACGUAAAUUAUCAUUAAAAUCAGUUAUUAUUGUUAAUCGUUUUGAUCAAUCAAUUCAUCGUAAUAAAAAUCAAUAUGAAUCAAUUGUUGAACAAUAUCAAUCUAAAUAUGAACAUUUAUUUGUAUCAUGGAAACAAAUUAAUGAAAAUGAAUUGGAUAAUUGUGAACCAGAAUGGUUAUCAGCUGAACAUCCAUUGUUUAUUCUUUAUACAAGUGGUUCAACUGGUAAACCAAAAGGUGUUUUACAUACAGUUGGUGGUUAUAUGUUAACAACAGCUAUUGUAUUUAAAUAUGCAUUCAAUUAUCGUGAUGGUGAUAUAUUUUUUUGUACGGCUGAUCUUGGUUGGAUUACUGGUCAUACAGCUAAUGUUUAUGGUUCAUUAGCAAAUGGUGCUUCAAUUAUAUUGUUUGAAGGUGUUCCUAUUCAUCCAAAACCUGAUCGUCUUUGGACAAUUAUUGAUGAAUAUCGUGCAAAUAUUUUCUAUACUGCACCUACUGCAAUUCGUUCAUUAAUGAAAUUUGAUGAUAAAUAUGUUCGUUCACAUGAAAUGAAUGAAUUAAAAUUAAUAGCAAUGGUUGGUGAACCUAUUAAUCGUGAUGCAUGGUUUUGGGUUUAUCGAAUGAUUGGUAAAGAACGUUGUCCAAUUAUUGAUACAUAUUUUCAAACUGAAACAGGUGCACCAAUGAUUUUUCCAAUACCAAAUAUUAUUGAUUUAAAACCUGGUUCAGCUACAGUACCAUUUUUUGGUAUUUUGCCGGUUAUUCUUGAUGAAAAUGGUAAAGAAAUUUUAGGUACUGAAUCCGGAUUUCUUGCAUUUAAACAAGCAUGGCCGGGUAUAGCACGUACAAUUGAUGGUGAUCAUGAACGUUUUGAAUCCACUUAUUUUGAACGAUUUCCUGGCUAUUAUUUUACCGGUGAUGCUGCUUAUCGUGAUUCUGAUGGUUAUUAUUGGAUUACUGGUCGUACAGAUGAUCUAUUAAAUGUAUCUGGACAUUUAUUAUCGACAGCUGAAAUUGAAUCAGCUAUAUUAAAAGAUAAACGUAUUGCUGAAGCUGCUUCAGUACCAAUGCCACAUUCAAUUAAAGGACAAUGUAUUUGUGCAUUUAUUGUAACAAAAAAUGGUUAUAAUUAUGAUAAUAAUUUUGAAAAAGAUAUACGUAAUCAGGUUCGUCAUGAAAUUGGACCGGUCGCUACACCUGAUCUCAUAUUGAAUGUUCGUGCAUUACCAAAAACACGUUCAGGUAAAAUAAUACGACGUGUAUUGGCAAAAAUUGCUUGUGGAGAAAAAUCAAAUUUCGGUGAUAUAUCAACAAUGACCGAUGAAACAAUUAUUCAACAUUUAAUUGAUAUACGUAUGGAACAUUCUGGUUAAUUAUUUUUAAUAAUAAUCAAUCGAUCAUCGUUAAUUAUUAAUCAUCAAUCAAUCAAUUUUGAUUCUUUUUCGUUUUGUUAUCGAAAGAAAAAUUGAUAUAGAUUUUUCCAAAAAAGUAAUUAGUGUUUUUCUGUGCUCAUAUGUGUGUUAGUGUGUUUGUCUAAUUUCGGUUCAAUUUAAUUCAUCAUAUUUGUCAUUGAGAAAAAAUUAAAUUUUCUCUUUUUUUCAAAACUUAAAAACAAGAAAACAAAUAGCAUCU